Molecule: messenger RNA, 5152 nt
Organism: Spodoptera frugiperda (fall armyworm)
Lineage: Eukaryota; Metazoa; Arthropoda; Insecta; Lepidoptera; Noctuidae
Gene: Cp190
Product: centrosome-associated zinc finger protein CP190
Exons: 2
Coding region: 215-4552 (1445 amino acids)
Biological process (GO): regulation of transcription by RNA polymerase II
Cellular component (GO): nucleus
Molecular function (GO): protein binding; RNA polymerase II cis-regulatory region sequence-specific DNA binding; DNA-binding transcription factor activity, RNA polymerase II-specific
Source: RefSeq, a predicted model, not a curated record
UCGACCGAAGCGUCAACAAGCGUCAAGUUUCGGAUUGAGGCCGCUGCUGUACACCGCCAUCUUACGUCCACCGUGUCAACUUGUGUUGGAUUUGGUGCAGUAAUUUUGUUUGAUUGUGACGAGAGCAAGUUAUCGAAAUACAAACUAUUCUGUUUAGCCGAUAUCGCGGCCGGCGUGUUACUGGAACCGAAAUAUGCCAUGAGAAAUCGUAACAAUGUCGGAAAAAAAGCAAGUGAAAGUUGACAACUGGGGAAUAUAUUUCCUCCAAAGGCUGAAGCAUUUCUUUAACCGGACUGAUUAUUGUGACCUGACGCUGCAAUUUCAAGAUAAUGCCCAGCUAAAAGUGCAUCGAUUAGUGCUCAGUGCGUGCACUGAGUACUUCGAACUCUUGGAACGAACAUGUGAGAUGUACGAGGACUGUUUGGUGAUGCCGGACGACCUGCAGGCGGAUGUGAUCGUCCCCAUCGUUAACUUCAUGUACACUGGAAAUUUAGAAUUUCAGGUGGAUUUAGUGGAGAAGUUGUAUCAAACUGCCCAAGUCCUGAAUAUGCCCGUUUUAACAAAACUUCUUGAGUCGCAUCGCCACCUAGUGAAUAAAACACCAGCUCACAGUUAUAGUGCUAAAAAAUUUACUAAACAAAGUGAACCCAAGAAGACUACUGGAACUGGAGGUGCAAAACGUUCCUAUGGCAAGGCAUUUGAGAAUAAUGUAGUGUACAAAAACAAAAAAACUUAUCAAACCUUAACUAAAAGUGACAAGACUAGUAAUAGUAUUUACCGUCCACCAUCACCAAUAUCUGCAGAACCAUUUACUCCACAAAGAUCUGUUGUGGAAGAUCCUCGUCCUACAAGAUAUGAAAUACCUGAAGAACUUGAGUCAGAUAAUUUAUUUGACAAUUCAUUUAGCAAUAUAUCAUAUACUUCUCAACCUUUGGUUGUUCAUCCUGACACGGUGAAGAGAUAUAAAGCAGCUAAACGCAGCACUUUGUUUGGUGAACCAUCAAGCUCAAAGAAAGUAUCUGGUAUGUCAACAGUUGACAUAGUUGAAUGUAAAAGGGUAGUAUCUAAGGAUGAAAGUAUAUUUAAUGAGAGCAAUCGUGACCAUACUUUUAAUGAUGAAAAUGAUUUAUUCAAUACUUCCUAUGUAGAAAAUGAAAGAGAUUCUAGCCAACUUUUUGAUCAAAUGUUGGACAAUAAUGGUGGACCCAAAGUUACAAUAGAAACUAAGGAUGGCAAAGAUGCCUCCAAUUUGGACCAUGCAAGAAUAAUUAGUGAGCUUUUGAAGAAGUAUCCUCAUCUUGUCAAAAGUAAUAAAAAUAUUAAGUUGAAGAUUCUAGAUCCUGUAUCCAGCAAAGGAAAGAAACAAGCAAAGUCAGCUUCAGCUCCUAGCUUUACAGAAGCCAAGCCACUAAAUGUGAAAGCAGAUGAAGAUGACUUUACCUAUGAAACUGAUGUUAUAGAUUCCAAACAGGCAGCAAAACUUAUUGCAAUGGGAGCAGAAAAUGUUAAAGGACCUUGGAUAUGCUUGAUCUGUGGUACCCCAGGAAAAGCUCUGCAUUUCAACUCUUAUUACAAAUUCCGCCGUCAUUUAGUAGAUGUGCACCAUGAAAAACCUGUGGCUAACAUCUGUGAAUAUUGCGGACUUAGAUCUUUGAAGAGGAACUACUUGCUUCACCAUCUUUAUGCUCAACAUGGUGUUCAACCUCCACCACAGUAUCACUUCCCUAAGUGUAAUAUGUGUUCUUAUAUUGCUCUUACUGAGGGUUUACUUGUCAAACACAAGCUAACCCAUAAGGAUAUUAGAAACUUCCGCUGUAAUGUUUGUUCUGUUGCAUUUGCAUCCUCUAGUCAACUACUAAUACACAUACAAAACACAGGUCACAAAUACAGCUCUGAAAGGAAAAAUAAUUUACAAUGUGUAUACUGUUUGAAAAUAUUCUUGCGGGAAUCAAACCUAUAUGCACAUCUUAAAACACAUCACAAAAAAGAAGCAAAGACUGACUGCAUUAUUGAUUCUUCCGAUGAUGAAAAAGUUGAUGAUGAGAGGCCAAGAUCAAUUAGUAUUAAAUAUGAACCUAGUACCAGCUAUGACAAUGAUUUUGAAGAGAUAGAUUUACAGUUUCCCAGUCACCAAAUAUCAACAAGUGACAAACACUCUACACCUAGAAGACAAUCUGUCACUAAUGCAAGACAAAAGAUUUUAAAUCCUGGCUUUAGUACACCAAAAUCUAACCAAAAACCUAAGCCAGGUAAAAGCAGCAGUAACUCUCAAUCUCAAAAUGAUUUCUUCCAAGAUGUAAAAAUACCUAUUGAAUCCACUAAUGAAGAGAUUGUAGUAAUAAACAAUGAAGAAUAUAUCAUGAAAGACAAUCAACUUAUUCCAAGAAAAAAGACACUCAACCAGGACUUUAUCCUAGCAGACAUUGUUGAACCAGAUUCUGUACAACCUACUACAUCUGUUCAAUAUGCUAAUGUUGAAAAUGCUAAUAUUGAAGAGAAUGUUCAACCACAGUCCAGCAUGAUAUUAAAGAAAUCUACAAAUUUAAAUCAACCAAUACAAAUUGUGGUAUCAAAUGAAGAAGAAUAUAAAGCUUUAAUGAAUUCAAACCAUCCUAUUCUAUUUGACAAUGGUGAUGCUACGAAGACACUUACUGUAUUAACUGCACAACAUAAUACAGGAAUAGAUACAGGUACCAUAGAUUUGGAUAAUACUACAUCUAGUGAAAUGAUGAUACUACCUAGUGAAUAUCCAUUGAAUGUCACUGAAGCUGUGUCUACUGAUAACCCUAAUAUUGUGGUAGUAUACAGUCAUGAUGACCAGAGUAAGCAAUUCCAAAUACUUUCCACAGGUGGUAUAGGAGCACAGUUUGUGCAAUCUUCUGGAAUGAUAACACAGACCUUCGAAACUGUAACAACUGCCACACCUGUAAUGAAUCAGGUGGAACAAAAUUGGCAGAACAAUAUUGAGAGCUUGGAAAGUCAACAACUGCAAAUGACUCAUCAACAGCAUACUGAUCAUAAUGUGACUACUGGUAAUUUAGAUCACCUUGCAGAAGUGCAUAUGAUUUCUGAACCACAAAAAGAAAUGGCUCCAGAUGGGACUGAAAUUUCUUUAAAUCCUACAGAAGAAAUUAUGGAACAAAUAAAUAAUCCUACCGAAAACAAUAUGAUCAGUGAACCAAGCAAUAUCUCAACAACUACUAAUGAGACUAAUGACAUUCACACUGACCAAAAUAAUAUUGUAGAAGCAAUGCAAAUACAAAAUGUACUUGAACAACCACUAGAGAACACAACGCAGUUACCACCAGUAUCAGAAAAUAUAAUUCAACCGAUGGACACAGAAAGUAUAAUUGAACAACCAAUUGGUGUAGAAGACAUGCAGGAACAAUCAAUGGAAACAGAAAAUAUAGAACAACCAAUUGAAAAUGAAAAUAUUACAGAGCAAGCUAUUGAGACAGAGUAUGUCAUUGAACAACCACUUGAAGCAGAUAUUGUUAUGGAACAACAACCACUAGCAAAUGAAUUAGAAAUGCCAAUAGACACUGAAAGCCAGGCUGAACCAGAACAAGUAAUAGAGACUGAAGAUAAAGUAGAAGAACCAGUAACAAGUGCAGAUAUUGUGGAACAAACAUUAGAAUCUGGAAAUAUGACAGAGCACCCAGCAGAAGAUGAAACUGUUGUAGAGCACAGAGUACCUUCAAAUAUACUAGAACAAGCCAUUGAAAAUGAGAAUAUUAUGGAGCAAACUCAAGAAUUACAAAACAUUCUGGAACAGCCAGUAGAAAGAGAACAUGUUCUAGAACAACAAUCUUCCAAUGAAAACAGCACUAUCCAAACAACUCCACAAGACAACACAGAUCCUAAAAGUGUUUCUGAAUAUCCAGAAGCUGUUAACCCUGGUGAGAGUAUUGAGAAUGUUAAAAAUCUAAAUGACCAACCUGAAGAACUAAUGGAAUCACAAGCAUAUGAUGAUAUUGUGGAUAUAAACAAUCCCUCUCAAGAACAAAAUGUAAAUCCUAAAGAAACUGGAUCAAAGAUCCAAAACUUGGCACUAGAAUGGUCAGAGGAUGAAUAUGACAUCACAGAUAAUCAGAAUCAUAAUAACAAAACUGCUAAAAUUAAUGCUGAUACACAGAAAAUACCUUUCAUCGAUGAUGGACCAGAAUUGGAAGAAUCAAUAGAAAACAUUCAACAAGAAAUGCAGAAACAAAUGGCUAGUCAACUUAAUCAAAUUGAGACACCAGAUGUGGAAACUGAAGAAAGUGCAGUUUCCUCACAAGAAGAAGACUCUUCAAGCCAGGAGAUGCAACUACCGCCAUUAAUAGAUUCGCCAGUGCACGGUCCUAUACCCAAUCCUCAAGUACAACAGAAGUUGUCAUCCUUACUGAAUGAUUGGGAGGACAAUGAUUCCCAAGAGGAUAUGAUUCCAGACAACUCUACCCAUGAAAAUAUUUUGCCAAAAACAGACACUAAUAAGCCUCAAGACGUCCCGAAAAAUGAUAAUAUCAGAAGCUUGGUUAGUGACUGGGACGAUGACGACGAUAAAGAGUAAAUAGUAAUAAGAUACUCCUCAAAUUAUGUGACUUAAGCUGACACCAUCAAUUGUAUUUUUUCUCAAUCUUUUACCUAACAAAUUAUUUAACAUUUUAGCUACAUCUAUGUUUUAUAUUGAAAUAUUAUUUUAGUUGUAAGUAGUACUAUUAGCAUUUUAAGUAUAGCAUAUUAGUAUAUUAUAUAAUUUACAUGCAUCAUGUAUAAAGCAACAAGUUUAUUUGUGUAUAUUAUGGUGUGCCUAACUUCCUAAAUGAUACUUCCUAUGUAUUCUGAAAUAAAAUUCAUCAUACACUAGAUGUGUAUAAAACAUUUUACCUAUUUUAAUUGGGACACCUAUUAUUGUGUAACAAGGUAUACCUUGAUGAACUAAUGUGGCAGGAAGUGCUAAUACAUUUAUAGAAAUGUAACCCCUAUACCUAUAACAUAUUACCCAUGUCCAUCCUACCAACAAUACAUUGUAUACAAGAAAAUAGGCAAUAAUAUUAUGUAAUUGUAAAAAAUAAUGUUUUCUAAAAUAAAUGUAUUUCAUAAAAUGUAUAAUUAUGGAAAUGAUACUGAAAACCUUUUUAAGUUAAUAAAUAAAUGGGUUCAUAAUAAA